Messenger RNA from Cornus florida, 5054 nucleotides. RefSeq lists its product as uncharacterized. The record is from RefSeq and is a predicted model, not a curated record. Gene Ontology annotation, molecular function: DNA binding; protein dimerization activity. Bases 2285 to 4378 code for a protein of 697 amino acids. The transcript is spliced from 7 exons. Lineage: Eukaryota; Viridiplantae; Streptophyta; Magnoliopsida; Cornales; Cornaceae.
GCUCACCUAAACAAACAGUUUCUGUUUCUCUAGUUUCGUCUUCUCUGAAACCAUCGUCUCUAGAGUGAAGAAGAAGAAGAGAAGAAGGGCAUCGGCAAUGGUGACCUAAUAUUGGAGGGAUUUAUUAGGUCCCAGCUAAUGGCAUCGCAGAAGCUUCAAACUGCCGCAUGACCGUAAAGAGAUGAUUUUGUAAUGAUUUUGGCCUUCUCCAAUACCCCUUUAAUAACAUCUAUAGCUUCAAUUUUCUGUAACAUUAGUGCAAUGCAAUGAAAUCACUGCACUCACUGACCAAAAGAAUUUCGUGUGUCCAUAAAUACCUUACCUGCAACCUCCAUCCAUCCAGACAGAUGCAGGAUAUGUGAUCCGUUUUGUACCACAUCCAGAACCCUAACCUCCCCUAUGAACUUCAUCCAAGAUAAGGGCCUCAUCAACAAUUCCAAUAUAGGCUGAAAUAUCAAAUGAGCGAAGAUAAAUAGGUCCGUGUGGUCAAUCAAUCCACUACAACAUUGAUCAGGUCUCGACCCUUCCCAUUGAUCCAUCCGUCCAGUAUAACGCUGCAUCCAGUGUUUUUUCAUGAAUCUCUGAUCUCUUUCUCAUACUGUUGUAUCUCUUUUACUUCUUCAGAGAGGAUUCAGGGAGAAUCCUCUCUUUCAACCCCUGACAAAUGGGGAUCUUAAAUCCAGCUUCACCACAAGUGGGUGGGGCGUUAAUCAUUUUCUGGAAGCUAAGAGAUUUUGCAACACUAAAAUCAAUGCCAGAUUCAUAGAAGAAUCUACCAAUGCAUUUUUGAGCUUCCCGUGACAACAGACUUUUCUAUUACAUUGGUGGCUGCUAGGGAACCUAUUCUUUCCUCUGAAAAAGAAACAGAUGCUCUCUCUCACUCUUUCGACCCAGACCCGAGAAAAGAGAUCGCUUAUGUUAUUUCCAUCUAUCAUUUUUCCAUCGGUUUCUCUAUUGGAUCCGGUGACCGCUGAUGGAACGGAGGAGGAAGAAUAGAAGUAUAGUGAUUCGACACGGAAAGGAAGGGAAAUUCACUCGCACGUGUAUGGUAGUUUAUCAGAUGGAUGUUCUUAACAAGGAGCCCUUCAUUACCAACUCCCACCAUCUCACAAGUCCAUAGGAAGUACGAAGCAGCAGAGAAUAUCAUUCUGGGCAUUUUAUUCCUACUGCUCUUGGAGGAAAAUUUGUGAACAAAUUGCUGCGCCAGCCCCAGAAUUGUAUCAGGUUCCUGCAUAUUCCAAUGGCAAAUCUCUGAUGGCCAGUCCAUACUUGCCUUGCAAACUCACAACUACAAAAUAAGUGAUCAAUGCUCUCCUCAUUAUUGAAGCAUAUAAAACAGAUGGAUGGUAAUGAGGUGCCUCUUUUCUGUAAAUAGUGACUGGUUAUAACAGCAUUGUUUCAGACCAGAACUGUUUGAAUGGACCACCUUGGUCUACCUCCAUUCCACCCUAAACCAUACCAGAAAACCUCUUGUGGAAGCCUCUCAAGCUGCCUUGAAAGAAAAAGAUCUUGGUUGCCACAACAACUUAUCUUCAUCCCCAUGAAUUUUAAAUAUCUUCAAGAGGGCUAGGACACAGGAGAGGAGAGGAGUCUCUGCAUCGUCAACAGAUCGUUGAGCUAGGGGCAAUUAUGUCAUUUAUUACCUGUUUCUCUAUGGGAUGUGGUGAUCACUGGAGCGAAGGAGGAAGGAGUGAUGUCAAAGCGGUCAGCCUCAUCGAACAUGGAAAAGAAAAGGAAAGAAAAAAAAGAAAGGAAAGGAAGAAAUACACUCGGGCGUUUAUAAUUGCAGUUGAAAUCGUGAUGUUAGUUUAUCAGUACUGCUCUGCUAUUCAUCCUCUGUUUUUGUGAUGGAUAUUCUUAAGGAGCCCUUCAUUACCUACUCCCACUGUCUCACAAGGUGGUGUUCUUAAGGUGCAAAUCACCAUUCACUAGUGAAACAAGCUUGCCUGCUUUGUUAUACCUCACCGCCACUAUCUGAGGACCAAAUUCUAGAGCUCUCAGCUGUCUGCAGUCCUAACUUAGUGGAAAUGCUUUACUCAUACGUUGGCUUUUCAUGAUUUUUGGCUAGUUCAAUUGUUCAUUCACAUCACUAAAAUUAGUUUAGAUCAGUAUAAAAGUACAGGAGUUGGUUAUAAUAUUACUUGGUGAGGAGCAAUAACCCUUGGGGAAGAAAGAAGAGGUAAAAACAAAAGGAAAAAGAAGGUGAUUAGUCAGUUUUGCAAUACCUUCUCUACCUUAGGAUUGAUUACCACCUCUUUAGGGCUUCCGGAUCCGUUUAAUAAAAAUGGCUGCGAAUGAAGUCUCCAUUGAUGUACAUGAUCACGGUUUGGCUCUUGAUGGGCAAAAGGGAAGAGUUAAAUGCAAUUAUUGUGGUAAAGUUAUAAGUAGUGGCUUCAGCCGCCUUCGUUACCAUUUAGGAGGCAUAAGGGGAGAUGUAUCUCCUUGUAUGGAAGUUCCUGCAGACGUGAAGGAACUAAUGAGAAACAAGCUACUUGAAUCGAAACAAGGAAACUUGAGCAAGGAAGUCGGGGAGCUCCACCACCCAAAUCUUCCUUGGAAGAGGAAUUGGUCUCCUUACUCGAAUGGUGAUGGUAAUACAUUGGAAGCCACUCAAACAGUUGGAUGUGGGAGCAAAAAGCGGGAUAAGGAGAACUCUACAUCAAAAAAUAGUGAGAGGGCAUCUGUUUCUUUUUCUGAGGGAAGAAUAGGUUCCCUAGCAGCCACCAAUGCAAUAGAAAGUCCGUUGUCAAGAGAAGCUCAAAAAUGCAUUGGUAGAUUCUUCUGUGAAUCUGGCAUUGAUUUUCGUGUUGCGAAAUCUCUUAGCUUCCAGAAAAUGAUUAACGCCACUCUAGCUUGUGGUGAAGCUGGAUUUAAGAUCCCCACUUGUCAGGGGUUGAAAGGGUGGAUCCUUCAGGAAGAACUAAAAGAGAUGCAGCAGUAUGUGAAGGAGAUCAGAGAUUCAUGGAAAAGCACUGGGUGCAGCGUUAUACUGGACGGAUGGAUCGAUGGGAAUGGUCAAGAUCUGAUCAAUGUUCUAGUUGAUUGCCCACAAGGACCUAUUUAUCUUCGUUCAUUUGAUAUCUCAUCCUAUGUGGGAAAUGUUGAUGCCUUCCAGUUGUUUCUUGAUGAAGUUAUUGGGGAGGCUGGGGUUGAGAAUGUGGUACAAAUAGUUACAUAUUCUGCAUCAGCCUGGAUGGAGGCUGCAGGCAAGGUUUUUAUGGAAAAACACAGGACAGUCUUCUGGACAGUCAGUGCAUCUCAUUGCAUAGCACUGAUGCUAGAGAAAAUUGGAGCUAUAGAUGUCAUUAAAGGGGUAUUGGAGAAGGCCAAAAUCAUUACAAAAUUCAUUUAUGGUCAUGCGGCAGUUUUAGAGCUUCUAAGAUAUCACACCGAUGGCUGUGACCUAAUUAAGCCCUCCAACAUUAAGUCAGCGAUGCCCUUCUUGACUCUAGAGAAUAUCGUGUCAGAAAAGGCGAACCUAAAGAAAAUGUUUGUUUCUUCUGAGUGGAAUACCUCAAUCUGGGCUUCUAGCAUGGAAGGGAAAAGAGUAGCUAAUUUAGUGGAGAGCAGCUCUUUCUGGUCUGGAGCCACUAUGGUUUUGAAGGCAACUAUCCCACUGGUGCGUGCUUUGGAAUUAAUCAAUGGGGAUGAUGAGCCGAAACUUUGUUUAAUAUAUGAAACGAUGGAUCAGGUUAAGGAAACAAUUAAAGAGGAAUUUAGAAAGAAGGAAGCAAAGUACAUGCCGUUCUGGGAAGUAAUUGAUGAGAUUUGGAACCAGCAUCUCCACAGUCCUCUUCAUUGUGCUGGUUACUAUUUGAACCCAGUUCUUACUUAUUCAAGUGAUUUCUUCUUUGAUACUGAGGUUUUCAGUGGCCUAUCAUGCUCCAUUUUCCAUAUGGUGGAAGACAAACAUGUUCAGGAUCUGGUUUUGCUACAAAUUGAUGAGUAUCGAAAGGCUAAGGGUGCCUUUGGCGAGGGAAGUGCCAUUGACCAACGAUUGAAUGUUCCUCCAGCUGUUUGGUGGUCCUACUAUGGAGGAGAAUGUCCUGAACUGCAGAGACUGGCCAUUCGAGUUCAAAGCCAGACGUGCGAUGGUGCUUCAAAGUAUGGGCUCAAGAGGACAUUGGCCGAGAAGCUGCUCACAAAAGGAAGGAAUCGUAUCGAGCAAGAACGAUUGACUGAUCUGACAUUUGUUCAGUAUAAUAUGCAGUUGCGGAACUUCAAGUUGGGUCAUACUGAUGGCACAGUGAAUGAAGAAAUGGACCCAAUGGAUGAUUGGCCUGUGGAUGAAGCAGCGUGGAUGGACGUGGAUUGUGGAGAUGCAACUGCCGAUGGAGGGGCUAUUAAUGGAGAAGGACCUUCUACUUCUCAUCCAUAACAGGAGGACCCAGGUGAGUAGAUAUCUUAAAAUGAAAGUGGAAAAAGAAGAGGAUCAGACAGUUUGGGAGAUCAGAUUUAAAUUUUCUAGGGUUCUUGGACUGGCCUUGUUUGGCACAAAGGUAGAUCAAGAGCUUCUGUCACCACAGAUUUGGCCAUUCUUGACAAACUCCUACUUUUAUUCAUUUGUCUGCUAUAUGUCAUAAUUGAAUGGGAAAUAUUGGUUCUGUGAACAAUUGGUUUUGCAAUUUUGCACUGAGGUUUGGGCUUGGAGUUCAGAAUUUGCUGGUUACUUUUGCAUGAAGGGGUUUAUAUAAAUUUGUUCUAGUUAUGCAAUGUCCAUGAGGCAUUCAAGGAUCAGAUGAUGUUCUGACUACCUAGUAUGUGUUCACAAAGGUGAUUACAGUUUUUGUGUUGUUGGAAAUACCUAUAGCUUUAUUUUUAUUUAUUUAUUUUUGGUACUGAUAAAAAUUGUGAUUUUUAGAUUGUAAUAAAUCUUCGAUAACACCUGCAGAAUUGGGUCGAAUAGCUUGUUUUGAUCCAGAAGGAUUGAUCUUGAUAUAUUCUUUUGGUAGAAAUGUGGAGUUCUUACCUCCCUCCAGUAGAGGUUGCAUAUUAUUAUUUUGUAUGGAACUAUGAAGACACCACUUAAUAUGCCCACUCUAAUUUUUUUUGCU